AUGCCGCUGCCGCCCUGGGCGAGGCGGCUCGACUUCGCCCGCGCGGGCGCCGACGAGGCCUUCCAUGCCAGGCAGCGGGCGGCGCGGCGCAGCCCCGUGGGCAGGCUGCACGAGGAGUUCGCCGCGGAGGCCGAGCGCGCCCUGCGGGAGCCGGGCGCGCCGCGCUGCGACGCGGGGCACCUCGACGGUGGCGUGCUCUGCGUGAGCCUGGCGUCCUGCGCCGCGAGGCGGGAGCACACGCUGCGUGAGCUGGGCGCCUGGGGCUUGCCUCGGAGGGCGCCAGCCGUCGAAGCCGACCUGGAGGUGCUGGAAUGGUACAAUUCCGACAGGGUGGCGAAGUACCCGCCGUGUUUUCGAUGCGGCGGCAUCAUGACCUGUCUCUGCCCGAAUAACGUGUUGCUGGUGGAGCAGGUGGCGAACUGGCUGUCCUUCCGGAGGGCGUGGAGGACCAUGGCGGAGGGGCCGCACGACUGGUACCUCCUGGUCGAGGACGACGUGAAGUUCACCCGCCGCGCGGCCGAGUGCUGGAACGCGCUCGUGACCCCGGCGCUGCUGCAGCGCUGCUCGGGCCUUCCGUGCAUCGUGCGCUGCGGUUGGCAACUCUGGUGGGACUACGUCGACGAUCUCCCGCCGGAGCUCGCAGAGGGCGUCGUCCGGAUGUCGAACCACUGCUCGGUGCUGAAUCGCUCCAUGGCGGCGGAUCUGCUCCAGGCGAGCGACCGGCUGCUGAGCGACACCUCGGACGUCUUCGUCCACGAGCGGGUGGCUCCGCGGCACAGGAUUUCACCAUGUUUCCCCCCAUCUCCUACGACCUCUCGAGCGCGCUUACAGUCCCGUCCACCAUCAGACCGAAGGGCGCCGAGGGUGAUGACCCAGACCACGCCUCCGCAAUCCACAAGGCGGUGCGCAUCACGCCGCGCACCGUGCGGGCGUGGCUGCAGCUGCUGA
Molecule: messenger RNA, 948 nt
Organism: Prorocentrum cordatum
Lineage: Eukaryota; Dinophyceae; Prorocentrales; Prorocentraceae
Source: the annotation of a GenBank genome assembly